Staurois parvus is the source of this 500-nucleotide messenger RNA. Lineage: Eukaryota; Metazoa; Chordata; Amphibia; Anura; Ranidae. The record is from the annotation of a GenBank genome assembly.
AUGAGCCCCUAAACCGCCUCCUCAUGCUGCUGCCAGGCCCCGUAAUCUGCCAUGGGCCCCCGUACCGGACUCCCCUCAUGCUGCUGCCAGGCCCGUAAUCUUGCCAUGGGCCCCCGUACCCGCCGUCCUCAUGCUGCUGCCAGGUCCAAGAGUGUGUCAUGGGUCCCUGUACGGCCUCCCAUUGCUGCUGUCUCCAUCGCCACACUCUGCCCAUGUGCCACUUUCAGGUCGCCUCCUCACACUGCUGGUGUUUCCAUUUUUGUCAUAGGGUGCUGAGUAUGGCCUCCCCAUUGCUGCUGCCCUCCAAACCCGCACACACUGUUGGCUACCACACUCUGGUUUUGGCCCCGUGACUGCCCAAAUGAGUGAAGUGUGCGUUGAUUCUAAGAUCGACAACGGCACUCAUCUGCAUGUCAUACUGACUGUCAGUAUUAUUUCUCUUCCCCAGCAGAACUCCAAGGGCAUUUAAAUUAAAGGUACAGUGUUCUGCACUAAUAUAA